AUGGCGUUGUCCAUGGUGGAUGCGAUUUUGGCCCAAGCAAGGAAUACUACCCAAGAAGAUAUCAAUAAUAUUUGUUCAAAUGCUCUCGUGAAUUUUGGUAUUCCUGAGAAACGGGGUCAGUGUAUGAAAUUGUUGAGACAACUUUUCCUGGUUCUACAGAACUUUAAUUCCAAACCAUGCAUUCUGCCCAAAUUGCUAGCCAAUUUGUUCCUGUCUGCUGUGUCGGUGAAAAAGAGCAGUCGGGAGUGUAUACUAUGCAAACAAAUCUUCAUGGAACUUUUGGCCUCUGACGUCGAGGGUGAGAAUCAAAUUGGUGAAAUGUUAACAAACAAAGUGGAUGUGAAACAAGGAAUAAACAGUCUCCCUUUCUACUAUGUUCAGGGUCGAAAGAUAGGCUGUCUUGUGAAGAUGGUGUCUGAAGCAGUAAGGUGGUUAUCAACCAGUGAAGCAGAUUUUGAUGUUCAACGCAAGAGUUUUUCAUUUAUUGUCGCUGUAGUCACUCUGCACUCACAAGUUAUAAAAAGAGAUGACAUUGGUGAAGUGAAUAAAUUUAUUCCAAACUGGUUAAUGGAGGCCAGUCGGCAUCAAGCCUCAAAUCCUGCUACACUAAAUCCCUUCAAGAAAGAAAAGACACUAGUCACAGAGAUUGAUGGCACCCCCAGCAGGAAUUUCUUUACUAUUCUUAAUGUUGCCCAGUAUAAUACUGACGACCAGUUUCUGAAUAUCUUUACAUUUUCCAUGUUAUAUCAGUGGCUUGACCAUACAAUAAAAGUAGUUCCUACGACAGCUGAUGAUCUACAAUCCCUCACAUCAUCUCAGGGGACAUCAUCUGUGUCUUUAAGCCCCUCACUCCCUAAAGAAUUUGCUAUGCUCACUUCUAGAGUCAUAGACUACUGCUUCCGUGUGUUCGACCAGUGUGAAAGAAAACCCAAGGUGGCAACUGAUGUAGAUUUUCAAAAUGCUUGCUUGAUGGAGACUAUAAAUAUUCUAGAUGCCAUUUGUAAAGUUGACAAAGAACAAACUCCUCGGGUAUUCCAAGAAGUGAAGCGUUUGUUUUCUAUGCUCUCUUCUGAUACAAACCGCACUCCAAGAGUGAUGAUCAACCUGCUGCAAUUUUUUAUCAACCAUAGUGCUACUGUAGUGCAUGAUCCCCAAUAUGCUUAUACACUGUUCUUCAAUCAACUAUUGAGCCAAAAAUUUAAAGAACAUCACAUUGCUUUUGACACAGUAAUGCUACUGCAUGACAACCUAGAUACUCUCUGUUAUAAGACCAAUGUAUUAUCUAAGUUCUUCCCUAAUAUUCUCAAGAUUAUUGCUUGGAAUCCUCAAACUUUUGUUAAAGAAUUUGAAGAUAUUUUGCCUGCAAUGAUUACACAGAGUACUGCUUUAGAGGUCUUUCAUCGACUGUUGGAGUUACCCUGCCUCACUGCAUGUCUAGAAGCUUCUGACAAACUUAAAAGAGGAGAUAUCAAUGACAUGGAAUCCGUCUCUUUCCAAGCUUUGCAAAAUGAGGCUUACAAACCUUUGUUCAAUUAUAUUUUAAGUUCUGACUGUGGACAUGGUGAUACUAUCAACAAAUUGGGUGAAUUAUACGAAGCUUUACAUGACAUGCGAGACAGUGCUCGAGUGAUUGUCUGCUCAGAGGCUGUCCCUCAUCUGCUGGGUGUUUAUUUUUCUGUGAUUCUGGAAGAUGGCAAUGAAGAAUUUGCCUCCUGUCUUGUAUCAGUUCUCUUGGAGAGAGUCUCCAUGCUCUAUGACGUUCCAGGUUACAAGAAAAACGUAAAGAAGUUGUUUGCGGACUACAUUGUGAAACUGCUCAGUCAAUACCCCUACAUUGUGAUCAAACAGAGAGGGGAAAUCAUUGACUACCUCAUGAACACGCAUAACAUGACAGAUGACCGCUUCUUCAUGCACUUGGUAUGGAGUGUUGGUGAGUUCUGUAGCUCAGUUUUGGACAGCAACUGUACAGCGAAAAUUAUUUCUAAAUACUAUGAAGUUCUUGAAACACUUCUUUAUGAAUGGUCAAGUAUCACCAUGACAUCUGGACCAGAUCAGGAAUUCCCACCACGUCUACUUUCUAUUCUCAUGUCUGCCUCAGCUAAGCUUGCAUCUCGGUGUCAAGACUUGAUUCCUCGAGCUGUUCUCUGCCUGACCAAAGUCUAUAGCCAACUAUGUGCCCCUAACGAAUUACCAGGUGACACAAAGGAUUCUCUGUUGACCACUACUCAAGAACUCAUCAACUUGUUCAGUUUCCCAAACUUUGCAUCUGUGAUAUUAAACCCAUCUUUAGAAAUACAAUCAGGCAGAUGUCAUCAAGAUAAUAUGUGCCUGCCAAUUGUUCUUCGGGCAACACACAAUAUGUUACUAGUAGACUGUAGUAAAAAGAAACUCCUUGAAACUGUCAAGUGA
Molecule: messenger RNA, 2409 nt
Organism: Acanthosepion pharaonis
Lineage: Eukaryota; Metazoa; Mollusca; Cephalopoda; Sepiida; Sepiidae
Source: the annotation of a GenBank genome assembly